GUGCUGCGCGCCGCGCAGGCCCCUCCCCCGCCCGGCCGUGGUCAGCGUCGCCGGGUCCCGGUGCUGCGGAGCGCCCACACACACCGGGCCGUGUCCCGUCCUGCCCCGCCCGGGGCUGCACAGCCCCCCGCUGACCGACCGACCGACCGUGGGCCGCAGGAGAUCCUGUUCCAGGGGUGUGUGGAGGCAGCUACCACUUGGCUUAGAAUAGGCAAACCAGGUACCAGGGACGCUUCUCUGUUCAGGUUAGUCCAAGAUGGCAGACCAGAGGCAACGCUCGCUGUCUACCUCUGGAGAGUCGUUAUACCACGUGCUGGGACUGGACAAGAAUGCUACUUCUGAUGAUAUUAAAAAGUCAUACAGGAAACUUGCACUGAAAUACCAUCCCGAUAAAAACCCCGAUAAUCCAGAAGCAGCAGAGAAAUUUAAAGAGAUCAAUAACGCACAUGCAAUAUUGACCGAUGCGACAAAGCGAAACAUUUAUGAUAAAUACGGUUCCCUGGGGCUGUAUGUAGCAGAGCAGUUUGGCGAAGAAAAUGUGAACACAUACUUCGUGCUAUCUAGCUGGUGGGCAAAGGCCUUGUUCGUGUUCUGUGGGCUCAUCACAGGCUGCUACUGCUGCUGCUGUCUGUGUUGCUGCUGUAAUUGCUGCUGUGGGAAGUGUAAACCUAAACCUCCUGAAGGCGAGGAGCAGGAAUACUACGUCUCUCCAGAGGACUUGGAGGCACAGUUGCAGUCAGAUGAAAGGGAGGCCUCAGACGCACCUAUUGUGAUACAGCCAGCAUCAGCCACAGAGACAACCCAGCUCACAGCUGACUCUCACCCUAGCUACCACACUGAUGGAUUUAAUUAAGUUAAGGAAACACUGUAAUUAGAAUGGAUUAAAAAAAUAUAUAUAUACAUGGCCAACUCAACACUAGAAUCAUGAACAUUAGAAGUAGAGGAUGGGGAGGGGGAGAAAUUCUGCCACAGUAAGAAGGCAGCUUUCCAACCUGCUGAAAGUAUUUUGUAAUCCCUUCAGCCUUUUGUCACCUUUCAGUGUCGUAUCUUGAUGAUACGUGAAGUGCUGUAGCAUGCAGUAUGUAAAGCAGUUUAGCUACGGUCUUACGUUUCCUUUCUCUUUUUUGUUUUGUUUGUUUUAUUUUUUUGGGCUUUUUUUCUUUUUUUUUUUUUUUUUGGUUGUUUUCUUUGUUGUUGGUUUAUUUUUUAAUAGCAUGUAUGGAGUUACGUUCAAUGUCUGUGGUGUAAUGUAUCGAGUUGUCACAGUACGUGUGAUGGAGACGUUCUGCAUUUUAAGCAGUGGUACUGGCCUCAAAUGAGACUUAAAGUUUCACAGGAGCCACCAUACUUUCAUACAGCCAAGCUGUCAAAGACCCUUAGAAAUAACCUCAUGGUUUUUAUUUGGGUGCAACAAGCCAAUUCUUUUAUUCCUCCUUCUAUUCCUGCGUUGCUACCUAAGCAAGUUUACAAAGCCAAGAACCAAACAAAAAAAAAUGCUAAAAUUCUCUUUUAAUGCUGGUUUACAGCUUAAAUAAAUACACCUUGAGAAGCGAGAAGGGAGACUUUCCGGUCUUUGAACAAUGAAGUUGAUGAGCAGCUCUUUAUGCACAAGGGUUAUCUUCAGUGAUGGUGUAACCACAAACUGUAGGGCGUCACAAGGCAGCUGUGAGUGGGUUCUCGUGGUGGUGGCGGUGGGACUUUAACUUCAAGCACAAUUCUGUUCUGGUUUGAGUUCAAUCCUUUUCCUGAAAUGCUAAAGACCAAAUAGAGCAGCUUCUUUGAAUGCAUGAGAAUCUUAAAAGUGAAACUGGUUAAUUGGUUUUCACUGAGCAAGUGAGUCAAAUGCAGGCAGUAGGUGACAGCAUAAAUGUUAAUGAUUUUCCUUUUAUAAUCGUUGUCUAAUAAUCCGAGAUACUGCUAAACAAGUGGGGUGUUCUGUGUUGUUUUAUAAAGUUCCUGUAAUACGUUAGCCCUUUAAUUUUCUCAUGAAGCAUCUUUGUGGAGUACCGAAAUGGCUUUUAAAGAACAAAACACUUUUUAUGUUGAUAUUGUAUGAUUUGCACAUUGUCUUACCUUUAGACUUGUUUACACCAGUGUUCUUCUUUCCCUCAGAACAACGGUGGGGAAACGAUUGCAAAGUUUCCUGAGCUAUUUUGAAGCCAAAUCGUGUUUGAGUACUGCUUUGAAACGGCUGUUUGUUGGGAUUUAACUGUUCAAUAGGCAUUUUAGCUGCUGAA
Messenger RNA from Coturnix japonica (Japanese quail), 2237 nucleotides. It is a transcript of the gene DNAJC5, whose product is annotated as DnaJ heat shock protein family (Hsp40) member C5. The record is from RefSeq and is a predicted model, not a curated record. Gene Ontology annotation, cellular component: membrane; presynapse; intracellular membrane-bounded organelle. Gene Ontology annotation, biological process: regulation of synaptic vesicle cycle. NCBI's taxonomy places the organism in Eukaryota, Metazoa, Chordata, Aves, Galliformes, Phasianidae.